AUUCUAGUUACCUUGUGUGUUUUGCUCUAGCGAGCGUUAAACACAGUGACGAGCUUCGUAUUUUUGUUGUAAAUGUCUUCAAACUAGGUCUAUGGGUGUGUAGAAUGUAAUGGUGUGUUGAGCAUUCUGGGCAACAGGUGAUCCCGUGUUUCCAGGCGUAGAACGUGAGCGGCAGUAGUUUUAGCCAAUCAGCGGAAAGAGAUAGGAUCCCAGGAGCCAAUCAGAUUUGUCCGCAGUGCCGGUGUGGGUGUUGCCCCAGUCGGACAGGAUACACAAGCUGUAGCAGCGGUGUCAUCAGCCAUAGAUCCACACAGGGCGCGGAGGAGAAGCAGCAGCCAGGGAGGGUGGUGCUUUGCUGUUGUUAGGUGGAUUUUUUUUUCCGCCUUCGUUGCUGUGAAAAUAAGAGGAAAUACGCCGUGAGCUGGAUUUCAGAUCGAGUAGACGACAGAAGAAAUUACAUCUCAGCUUGGAGAGGAUUAGAUUUAACAUUUUAACCACAGAGGACUCUCUCACUGAGAGGUAAUUCCUGCUGCCUUUUCGGACUAUAAGCGCCUGUGAGGAUUACUUCCGGAUCGCCUUUCGUGAACCUCGUUGGUUUCCUGUUCCUCCCGAUGUGGAACGAUGGGGAAUGGACUGUCUGAACAGCCUAAGUUUUCCUCCAACAUGUCGUUCUUCCAGUCCUUUCACAUCGCCAUUCUUGGACUAGACUCUGCUGGAAAGACGACGGUGUUAUACAGACUGCAGUUCAACGAGUUUGUGAACACGGUGCCGACCAAAGGCUUCAACUCGGAGAAGGUGAAAGUGACCCUGGGCAGAAACCGGGCCGUCACCUUCCACUUCUGGGACGUUGGGGGUCAGGAGAAGCUCCGCCCCCUGUGGAAGUCGUACACGCGAUGCACGGACGGGAUCAUAUUCGUGGUGGACUCUGCAGAUGCGGAGCGCAUGGAGGAGGCCAAGACCGAGCUGCAUAAGAUUGCCAAGAGUUCGGAGAACCAGGGUGUCCCGGUGCUGGUGGUGGCCAACAAGCAGGACUUGAGGGUGUCGCUGGCGCAGGGGGAGAUCGAGAAGCUGCUGGCACUGAAGGAGCUGGGCCCCGCCACGCCCUGGCACCUGCAGGCCUGCUGCGCCAUCAUCGGGGACGGACUCCGAGACGGCCUUGACGAACUCUACAAGAUGAUCCAGAAGAGGAGAAAAAUGCUUCGCCAGCAGAAGAAGAAGAGAUAAACUCAUACACUGCAAAAACGCCAAAUCUUGCAAAGUAUUUUCUUGUCUAGUUUCUAGUGCAAAUAUCUGAGUGCACUUGAAUUAAGACACUGCUAACGUAAAAGUAACUUACCAGGAGAUACAGAAGCUUGUUUUAAGUAAAUAACUUCUUUAUUUUGACGAAAAAAGUACUAGCUCCAUUGGCAGAUUGUUUCACUUAUAACAUGGGGAAAUUGUCCUGUUACAAUUGACAAUUUCCCCAAUUGUCACUUUUUAUAAUUGGGGAAUUUGGUAGUAAAUUUACUGCCAAAUGGAAAUUGGCAGUAAAUUCAUCUACCAGUGGAACUAGAACUUUUUCACCAAUAUUAAGGAAUUAUUAACUUAAAACAAGGUCCUGUAUCUUGCUGAAAAGAUACUUGGAUGAUAGUUUAGUCUUAUUUCAAGUGUAAUAAGAUAUUUGCACUAUAAAGUAGACCAAAACUGCCCAGUCAGAUUUGGUGUUUUUCAGGGUAACAAAAUUAGAUUUUUUUUUUUUCCUGCUGUUAUAUUAUGAAGGAACUAUUCCCCCUCUCCCCCCGUUUCACUGCAGGUUCAUAUUCACUGGGCUGAGUUUUAUUAGUCCAAAGGUGAGCUUUUAGGAUUCCCGGUUGUGGUUGGAUGUCAAUGCUGUUGAUCAGGAAGUGAAGGUGAAGAAUAACAGUAGGAGGAGGUGAAGGUUUCAGACAUGUGUAGAUGUGUUUUAUAGCGGAACUACGCAGCACUGAAGGUUUUGGGGUCUGGAAAGGUGAUUGAAAAUGCUUAAAGGAUGCUACGUGAUUUCAAGCGGCUGGUUUUCACCCGAUAUUACCAAAAAUAAUUCAAGGCUUCGACUCGUUGAAGGAGGGACAAAAAAAGAGGUUGCACACGAGAGGCAGUUGUAUUUAAUUGGUUCAAAUGUUAUAUCUUGUAAAUUUUUUUUUUCCACACUGGAUUUUUUUUGUUUUGUAAAAAUAAAAAGUAUUAUGAAUUAUUACAGUAUCAUCUGAUUGUUUGCUGUCUAUCUAGAUUU
Messenger RNA from Xiphophorus couchianus (Monterrey platyfish), 2251 nucleotides. RefSeq names its product ADP-ribosylation factor-like 4aa (gene arl4aa). The transcript has 2 exons. Gene Ontology annotation, molecular function: GTPase activity; GTP binding. The record is from RefSeq and is a predicted model, not a curated record. Lineage: Eukaryota; Metazoa; Chordata; Actinopteri; Cyprinodontiformes; Poeciliidae. The coding region runs from base 622 to 1224 and encodes 200 amino acids.